AUGCCUCUACUCAGUCAAGACGAAUUGAAAGAACUGGCUGCAAAAUGCGGCCUGGACCGCGAUACAGUCCAGCACGACCUUCGGAAAUACUCGAGCGAGCUCGUUGGUUACCUGGGCGAGCACUUGCGGCUGCACCUCAAGGUCACGAAGAGAGGAGAAGAGAAGCAAGUCGUGUUGUUCGUCAAGUGUAUGCCGCGGUUCGACGUCUACAAAGCGCAGUACUUGAGAGACAACGGCUUCUUCCGGAAAGAGUUUGUGCUCUUGAGCUCUUUGUUCAGUCAAUUUCCGGAAAGAGAAGGUCUCAAAAAAUGGCGGCCUACUUUACUCCACUCACGAGAAGAAGUGCUAGUCUUCGAAGACAUCACACAAGCAGGAUAUGCGACGUCCGACUGCCGAAAGCCGUUCACUCACGACGAAACCGUCGCUGCAGUAGAAGCCGUCGCCAAAUUUCACGCAGAGUCCGUGAUCUACGAAAACAAGAGAUCAAAACAAUUGGAGAGAUCUUACAAAAUAUGGGAAGAUUUUUCAGAAUUCCUAAUCGAACCAGCCACAAGCCAAUCGUGGCGGGACACCGGGCGCAACGGAGUCAUAGACCUUGUAAAGAUCUACUCAACUUACAAGGACCUGAAGAAUUUCUCCACAACAGCCGAAGAGAUCAUCACUCUCCUAUUUGAGGAAGCCACAGCAUCAAUGACUCCAAGUUCCAAGUACCCCAACGUGGUCGUUCACCGUGAUGUCUGGUCUAAUAACGUGUUGUUCAAGACAAUGCCUGGUGGAAACAAACAUGCGCUGAUCGUAGACUAUCAGACGGCGCUGUACACGAACCCCGCGCUCGAUCUGGCUGCCUUGCUGUUCAUAAAUACGACUAAAAAAUUUCGAAAUGAUUUCACUCGUAAAAUGCUGGAUAUUUAUUACUAUUGUUUAAGUAACGUUCUGGAAGGUGAAGGAAUUGAUGUUUCCAAGUUUAUGGGUAGAGAGGAACUGGGAGCAGCCUACGAGAAUAGUACAGUUUUUGGUAUAACCCAAGCAGCCCUGAUUCUGCCGAUAGCGAAUAUGCCAGAUGAGAUAAAAGACAAAUACUGCAAGAGUGGAGAUAAGAACUUUGAUUCCGUGUCGAGAAGCCAUUGCUUCAUUGAAUCGCUGGUAGAUCAGCAAUAUCGUGAUAGUAUUCUCGAAUUGUUCGAUGACAUUGUUGAGAGAUACGUCCUGCCAGCAAUCGACAAAUACUAA
Molecule: messenger RNA, 1230 nt
Organism: Leptosia nina
Lineage: Eukaryota; Metazoa; Arthropoda; Insecta; Lepidoptera; Pieridae
Source: the annotation of a GenBank genome assembly